Molecule: messenger RNA, 1374 nt
Organism: Nerophis lumbriciformis (worm pipefish)
Lineage: Eukaryota; Metazoa; Chordata; Actinopteri; Syngnathiformes; Syngnathidae
Source: RefSeq, a predicted model, not a curated record
AUGGCGAAGGGGCUGUUUCCACGGGCCUGGGUGAAGAAGUCGUUCUAUUUCCAGGCUCGGAUCUCUUUUGUAAGGGUGAAGUACUUGUUCCUCACUUGGCUGACGGUGCUAGUGGGGAGUUGGGUGCUCUACGUGCAAUACUCAGCCUACACAGAGCUGUGCAGAGGACGCCAGUGCAAAAACGCCAUUUGUGACAAAUACAAAAGAGGGAUCAUCGAUGGCUCGGCUUGCAGCAGCCUGUGUGAUAAAGACACCUUCUACAUGAGCAGAUGUUUGUCAACGUUCCCCAACAAUCAGGUAUACACGGGGAGCUGGGGCGAUCGCGAAGGGAUCAUUCGCUGUCGUUUGGGGAAAGUUACACACGACGAGCUGGGCGAAGAGCCGGAGCCUCAGCGGGAGGCGCCAGCGUUCGAUACUCCAACUAGGGGCACGUCGGUGGAGAAGUUCCGGGAGAUGGUCUUUAAUCACGUCAAGUCCAAGCUUGGGGAUCAGGCCAACCUCGGCAGUUUGGUGAGCGUGAUCCUGUCGGUGGCGGACGGCAACAAAGAUGGAAAAGUUUCCCUGCCGGAGGCUCGUUCCAUGUGGGCGCUUCUACAGAUUGAUGAGGUCAAUCACAGCCGACGUCCAUUUUUCCAAUGUGCUGUAGUUACAAAUACUGUUACUCAGCAUUGGUUUGAGCCUUUUAAUUAUUGUGUUCUACUGGGUUUGCUUCUCCAAGAACGCGGCCACACCCCUCGCCUCCUGGGCUACUGCGGCGACUUGUACAUGACUGAACGGGUACCCCAUGGCCCCCUGUACGGUCUGUCUGUCCCCCAGCCAUCAGUCUCUUGGCUCCCAGGUGGCUUCCGGCGUGCGACCGACCGGUGGUUGGCCCCCUCGUGGCCCCGCAAAGCAAAGAUCUCCAUGGGCCUCCUGGAACUGGUGGAGGACAUCUUCCACGGCACUUACGGCAGCUUCUUUAUCUGCGACAUGGCGGCGGCGCGUUUCGGAUACACCGACGGCCACGAGCUGCGGCUGACAGACGCUCGGGCGCUGGUGCCCGAGAGCCAGUUUCGUCAGGGGAUGCGGGCACUGAGCUGCCGCACGGAUGAAGACUGCGUGUACGGCGCCGACUGCCGGACAGCGUGCGACGCUGUGCGGCGACGCUGCGGAGAGGAGCCGCUCAGGCCUAAUUUGGCCAAAGUGUGCGGCGCGCUGAAGGACUACCUGCUGCACGGGGCGCCGGGCGCCCUGCGGGAGGAGCUGGAGAGGCACCUGUACGCCUGCAUGGCCCUCAAGGGCAAUGCCGUGCAGUUGAACAUGGAGCACUCGCUGCUGCUCAAUAACUUGAAGUCUCUGCUGUGGAGACAGAUCUCCCACACCAAGGAUUCGUGA